GGUUUCACCAUCACCGACCUACUUUCCGGCCAGCAUACUACCAUGUCGUCGCAGAAAACCAUCGUGUUGAAGAGCUCCGACGGAGAAACGUUCGAGGUAGAAGAGGUGGUGGCGUUGGAAUCGCAAACCAUCAAACACAUGAUCGAAGAUGACUGUGCGAACACCACCAUCCCCUUACCUAAUGUCACCAGCAAGAUCAUCUCCAUGGUUAUUGAGUACUGCAAGAAGCAUGUGGAUUCGGCCAAGAACGAGGACAAGAAAACUGCUGAGGAGGAUCUGAAAAACUUUGAUUCUGAGUUUGUCAAAGUGGAUAAAGACACUCUUUUUGAUUUAAUUCUGGCUGCAAACUAUCUCAACAUCAAAAGCUUACUGGAUCUAACCUGUCAAACGGCUGCUGACAUGAUCAAGGGCAAGACUCCUGAAGAGGUUCGCAAGACGUUCAACAUCAAGAAUGACUUCACCCCCGAAGAAGAAGCAGAACUCCGCCGUGAGAAUGCAUGGGCAUUUGAGUAAUUAUCCCAGACCCGAAAUUGUUGAUACUUAAAAGGAUCAAGUUAUAAUGUUAGGAUGCUUUUGUUCUUUCUUAGAAAACCAAACCUUGAACUUAUUAUGUAUAGAGUUUUCCCAAGUGUUUUGGAACUUUCGAACACUUAUAACUUGAAUUAAUGAUAUUAAGUAAUUCUAAAAACACAGAUCAUGUGACAAAGAAUAU
Messenger RNA from Helianthus annuus (common sunflower), 712 nucleotides. Its product is annotated as SKP1-like protein 1B. Gene Ontology annotation, molecular function: cullin family protein binding. Gene Ontology annotation, biological process: SCF-dependent proteasomal ubiquitin-dependent protein catabolic process. Lineage: Eukaryota; Viridiplantae; Streptophyta; Magnoliopsida; Asterales; Asteraceae. The transcript is spliced from 2 exons. The record is from RefSeq and is a predicted model, not a curated record. The coding region runs from base 43 to 513 and encodes 156 amino acids. Gene Ontology annotation, cellular component: cytoplasm; nucleus.